Diplodia corticola is the source of this 267-nucleotide messenger RNA. RefSeq lists its product as uncharacterized. NCBI's taxonomy places the organism in Eukaryota, Fungi, Ascomycota, Dothideomycetes, Botryosphaeriales, Botryosphaeriaceae. The transcript has 5 exons. Bases 1 to 267 code for a protein of 88 amino acids. The record is from RefSeq and is a predicted model, not a curated record.
AUGCCGACACCGCUGGACCGCCUUACGCAAUCAAGGGGUGCUUUCUUCGCCUUCGCCGGCAUCGUGACGGCUGCCACGGCCUGGGUCGUCUGGGGCGGCGACGUCUUCCCCGCCGAGCCCGACCCCGUCGGCGACCCCGCCGCCUGGACGAGCACCGAGCUGCGCCGAUGGCUGAGAAACCGCAAUCUGGUCCCCAGCGAGCUUGCCACAAGGGAGGAGCUGCUGGAUCGCGUCCGCGCCAACAUGCGCCCUCCUCCCCGCGCCUAG